CAUCUGCGGCAGUCCAAAGCGUUCGUAUUCACUUCCACCCACCCGUGACCGGGAGCCGAAACCGAAGAGGCAACCAACAGUACAAAACAAUCCACAGCGCCGCCGCACCGGCACCUAGCGAGAGUCCUUGGAAGCAAGCGAAGCGGCGGCGAGCGAGACCCCGGUGCGGCGGACCGCUCGCUCGUGUUGCAACUUGGAUGGCGUCUGGAGGCAUCGCCCGCGGCCGCCUCGCCGAGGAGCGCAAGUCGUGGCGCAAGAACCACCCCCACGGAUUCGUGGCCAAGCCGGAGACCCUGCCGGAUGGGACCGUCAACCUCAUGGUCUGGAAGUGCGUCAUCCCCGGCAAGCAAGGCACUGACUGGGAGGGUGGGUAUUUUCCCUUGACUUUGGAGUUUAAUGAUAAUUACCCAAGUAACCCUCCCACCUGCAAGUUUCCGGCAGGUUUCUUCCACGUCAAUGUCUACAACACUGGGGCAGUAUGCCUAUCAAUCCUGAGUAGUGGUUGGAAACCAUCAAUUACCGUAAAGCAGGUUCUUGUAGGCAUCCAGGAGUUGCUUGAUGACCCAAAUCCUAACUCUGCUGCACAGGGUUUUUGUAACGAACUCUAUAAAAAGAAUAUGCCAGAGUACAAGAAUCGUGUUCGACAACAGGCGAAGCAAUAUCCUUCACGGGUGUAACCAUGAACCAUCUGCAAGAUACUCCCAGCUGAAUAUUACUAGCAUGCAUUUUGGUGGAAUUGAAGUUAUGAUGUUAUACAUCCUCUUUUUUUCUGAUUUGAUGCUACUUAUUAGCACCAUAGUACUCGUGUUUAUUGAAAACUUCUAAAAUGAACCUCCAAUCCAUCUUCGUUA
This is a messenger RNA of Lolium perenne, 851 nucleotides long. RefSeq names its product SUMO-conjugating enzyme SCE1-like. The record is from RefSeq and is a predicted model, not a curated record. NCBI's taxonomy places the organism in Eukaryota, Viridiplantae, Streptophyta, Magnoliopsida, Poales, Poaceae.